Molecule: messenger RNA, 2058 nt
Organism: Sclerotinia trifoliorum
Lineage: Eukaryota; Fungi; Ascomycota; Leotiomycetes; Helotiales; Sclerotiniaceae
Source: the annotation of a GenBank genome assembly
GCCCACCAGGCCCAAAAUUUAGCGCAAGGCUGCAAAUAAAUAACAAGCGACUUAACCUCAAAUGCCGUGAAAUAUCUCUAUAACCAGAUAUUUUCACCUCCAGUAUCAACAUGUCGGGUGCUACGGAUAUGGAUAUCUCGACCAGAAAGCGCAAAGAACGCGAUGAAGACUCUGCGAACGCCAUCCCGAAGACUGACGAGGAGAAUUUGAUUAAUGGAGCGCAUCCAGAAGCAGAACCGACCCCCAAGCGACAGAGGACGGUUGAGCCUAGGCCGGUGCACAUCGAAGAUGAGGAGGAUUUAAAAAAUGGAAUGGAGGACCUUGAAGUUGAGGAUGAAGGGCUGAAAGUUGUGGUUCCUCGAGAAAAGGCUCCAAUGGAAGGCUAUGAUGAUCUCUACCUCGAUACCAUAAAUCGCAAUGUACUCGAUUUCGACUUCGAGAAGCUUUGCUCCAUUUCCCUUUCAAAUAUCAACGUAUACGCUUGUUUAGUGUGCGGGAAGUACUAUCAGGGACGAGGGACAAAGUCUCAUGCAUAUUUCCAUGCUCUUGAAGUAGGGCACCACGUAUUCAUCAACAUGCAAACACAAAAAGUCUAUGUUCUGCCAGAAGGUUACGAGGUCAAAAAUAAGAGCUUGGAUGACAUAAAGUUUGUGUCUGAUCCUACAUACACAAAAGAGCAGGUCAUGGCUAUGGAUCGAGAAGCUAAAACUUCGUGGACUUUGUCUGGCAAAGAGUAUAUACCAGGCUUCGUCGGUAUGAACAACAUCAAAGACAACGACUAUUUCAAUGUAAUAAUACAAGCACUUUCCCAUGUACCACCACUUCGAAACUUUUUCCUAUUGGAGGACUUUCGUAACAAACCGGAACUCAUAAAACGUGUCUCAAUUCUUUUCCGAAAAAUAUGGAAUCCAAGGGCCUUCAAAUCUCACGUCUCUCCUCACGAACUUCUCCAAGAAAUCUCCCUCAAAUCCAAUAAGAAGUUCAAUUUAACCACCCAGUCCGACCCUGUCGAUUUUCUCUCCUGGUUUCUUAACAACCUACAUCUCGCACUUGGAGGGUCCAAAACCAAACCCGGCUCUUCAGUAAUCCAAAAGAUAUUCCAAGGGAAACUAAAAGUCGAAUCUCAAGCUAUCACCGCCAAAGCCGACGCUGGUGAUCGAUUACGGUUUGAAGAUGCUGAUGUCAAAACAGACGUUAGUAGAUUCAUGCUACUGACAUUAGAUUUACCAGCAGCGCCGUUGUUUCAAGAUGAAUUAGAACGAAAUAUCAUUCCCCAAAUCCCUUUGACCAGUAUACUCGCAAAAUACGAUGGUCUGAAAGCCCAAGAGCAUCUCAAUAUGCGCAAACGUUAUCGGUUGCUUCACCCACUUCCGCCCUUCCUCCUCUUCCACAUAAAACGCUUCUCUCACAACAAAUUCGUCGACGAACGCAAUCCCACCAUCGUCACUUUUGACGCGCGCAAUUUAGAUAUGUCACCAUACAUUGAACCUGAUAUGAAACACGCUAGACCCGGUGAGCCGAUAUGGUAUGAUUUAGUUGCAAACAUAGUACAUGAAGCAGUUAGGGGGCGAGAAGAUAGUGUAGAGGGAGAAUCGGAAAAGAGGAGUUGGAAGGUUCAGUUGAGAGAUAAAGCGACGGGAGAGUGGAAGGUAGUACAAGAUUUGUUUGUGGAAGGAGGCCAGAGAGAGUUCUUGCACUUGGGGGAGAGUUACUUGCAAGUUUGGGAGAAGAGGAGGGAAGUUGCGGGGAAGGGGAAGGGGAAGGGGAAGGCUAAUUAGUGGGGAUUCCAAACUCCAUUUCGGUCCUCCCUCAACACAACAGAGAUGAUGAUUCAGCUCCAGCUUUAUUAUGUACAUCUCCAAAUACUCUCGACUUUCCCUGUAGGACUAGAUUGCUCAGGUGUUCUUAGGCUAGGAAAAAGCUGAGCGAGUGUAUAUGCCGAGUGAGCAUGAAUUGCUAAGACAAAAUGUUAGAUGCGAGAUAAGCGUGUUGUAAAUUAUAGUUAGGAAUGAUACCAGGGAAUUUGAAAGUCAUAAAAGUUAGGGAGUAAUGAAUAUU